Messenger RNA from Penicillium macrosclerotiorum, 1050 nucleotides. RefSeq lists its product as uncharacterized. The coding region runs from base 1 to 1050 and encodes 349 amino acids. The transcript has a single exon. The record is from RefSeq and is a predicted model, not a curated record. Lineage: Eukaryota; Fungi; Ascomycota; Eurotiomycetes; Eurotiales; Aspergillaceae.
AUGCCGUUCUACAACACUCAACUGGGCUUUCUGUAUCGCCAGUUCCUGGUAUGCCCUCCCAAGGCGCCCUCCACUACCUCUCUGCGUGGCAAAGCCGGUCUGGUGACUGGCGCCAACACCGGGUUGGGCUACCAGGCGUCGGCGCAGAUGCUCGCGCUUGGUCUAUCCCAUCUGAUCUUGGCCGUCCGCAACACCUCCAAGGGUGAAGCUGCGCGGAAGACCCUUCUCGCCUCUCUGCCCGCAUCCGCAAAGCCUCCUGUAGUCGAAGUCUGGGAGCUGGACCUAGCCAGUUACGCCAGUGUGACAGCCUUUGUGGAGCGCCUACAAAAGUCCGAGAUUCUGAUCGAUUUUGCGCUGCUCAAUGCGGGGGUAGCCAAUUUUCACUACACCGUCAACGAGUCGACCUCCCACGAGUCGAGUAUCCAGAUCAACUGGCUAAGUACGGCACUCAUCACACUUCAGCUGCUCCCCCUGCUCGAUCGCCAGGCGGAGCAGCAUCUCGACCGGUCCCGUCCGGUAAUUUCCAUCGUCGGCAGCGAAACCGCCGCCUGGGCUACGUUCAAGGAGGCCCAGGUCGCGAGCACCGAGAAACGUUCCCUGCUUGACGUGCUGGAUGACAAGAAGCACUUCGACAUGGGCGACCGGUACUAUACCUCCAAGCUCCUGUACCAGCUCUUCUUCCUCGAGUUGUGGAAGCGCCGGUCCCCUGCCAAACGCUCUCAGGGUUCCAUUCUCAAUCUUGUCAACCCCGGUUUCUGCUAUGGCUCAGAGUUGCACCGCACGGCCGAGGGCGCCUUUGCGAAGGUCCUGGGCGGGAUGAAACGAGUCAUCGGUCGCUCCACAUCGAUGGGAGCCCGCACGAUGGUUCAUUCAUCUGUAUUGGCUGGGGACGCCUCCAAUGGCCGGUACUUGAGUGACUGCAAGCCCGCUCCCUUUGCGGGCUAUGGCGAUAGUGACGCGGGUCGGAUCACUCAGGGUCAAGUGUGGGAUCUGACAUUGUCGGAGUUGGGGCCGGUAAUGAACAUAGACCAGGUUCUAUCGGAGAUCUAG